This is a messenger RNA of Phodopus roborovskii (desert hamster), 683 nucleotides long. RefSeq names its product oxidation resistance protein 1-like. NCBI's taxonomy places the organism in Eukaryota, Metazoa, Chordata, Mammalia, Rodentia, Cricetidae. Bases 341 to 628 code for a protein of 95 amino acids. The transcript is spliced from 4 exons. The record is from RefSeq and is a predicted model, not a curated record.
AACUGAGCAUGUCUGCAAGCGCUCGGCGGCCCCGGCGGCGGCGGUGGUGGCGGGGGCAGAGCCCGGCUGCGUCAGGCUGAGCGCAGUUCGCGCGCGCGGCCGCCCGAGCGCAGUGCCAGCGCCGCCCGGCCCUGCCGAGAGGGGCGCACUCGCCGCUGCGGGGCUCGCACCGCUCGCCGCAGCCCCCUCCCGCCGACCCGCAAGUCCUCUCAAGCCCUGAGUAAAUAAGUGGUUUGUGCCCCUUCCAACGGCAGGGCAGAAAUCUGCAGCGGUCCCAUCAAGUGGCUGUCCUGAUUCCUUAUUCUGACACCAGGAGAAGACUCGAGCACAGCUUGCGGCAAUGUCUGUAUCUAACCUAUCAUGGUUGAAGAAAAAAUCCCAGUCUGUGGAUAUCACUGCUCCAGGGUUCAACCCUCUGGGAGGUACAGGGAAGCAAGUACCACAAACCAGCAGGGCCCCUGCACCCAAGACUCCCAUCAUCGAAGAGGAACAGAACAAUUCAGCCAAUGCCCAGAAGCACCCUCCCAAGAAGACUGAGCUGAAGAGGUUCUACACCAUCGGUCUCGGUGGUGAUGGACAAGGCUAUUUGUCUUUGAACUAUAGCAGUGAUUUUUGUUGGGAAGUAUAAUAACGUGGCUUUAAAAAAAAAUAAAGAUGUUCGUUUUUUCACAACAAUUUCCCAA